GGAUUCCGACACGGUGAAGAACAACGAGAUCCUCCAUUCUUACUUCAUCUUCUACACCUGAGAAAGAAACCCUAAUUGUUCAGAAAAUAUAGUUUCCAAAAAAUGUGGUCUUCAAGAACUCUCAAGUAUAUUAUCAGGUUAAGGCCUGAACCAAUUUCUUCUUUAUCCUCUUCUGCGCAUUUGCUCUCUCGAGGUCCUUUACUUCCGUCGCAGCACCGAUCAAUUACCUCCACGGCGCCGCUUCAUGGAUGGAUGGACUCUAUCAAAGGUGUUUUCACCGGAAAUAAGGACACUCCUGUGGAAGAAUCAAAUCUACCCGUUGAAGCUUUCACUCUUCUCCGAUUUGCUGAUGAGUUGAAGAAUGCUAGAAGGUUAGGAAAAUUUAAGCAGUACAUUGUGGGUAGAAGCAGCGAGGCCACAUUUGCAGAGGCGUUUGAGAAACAAGAAGCUGUUAUUCGGUAUCUCGGAGCUCUUGAUGUUACAGGAGAGAAUCUCAAAGCCAGUCAGAAACAAGAUGCUGCUAAACAUUGCAAGUGCACAAUAACGGACGUCGAGAAUACGCUGGCCAAGUUUACUUGGGCCAGGCAAGCUCACAAGAAGAUGGCAGAGUUGAAAGAAGGAGGCAAACCGUUACCAAAGAAUAUGGGAGAGCUGCAAAAAAUGAUGGGGUCAACACCGCUGGAUCUGGCGAGAUCAAACUUAGCGAAAAGUGGGCAGAUCAGCCGCAAUGCUCUGUGUCCCUGCGGUUCCAAAAAGAGAUAUAAAAGAUGUUGCGGAAAGGAUUGAAGAACACAGAAUUUGAUCGAAAACAUCCAAAGAUCGAGCUGGAUGAUCAUUGUUGGAGCUCAUUUUUCGUUAAGCAACAAAUCUACAAGCUUUCUUUUGACUCUUUCUUGGAUUCAUCUGCUGUUUAUGUUCUGUCAGAGAGAAAAAGAAGAAUUUUGGUUUCUUUGUAAGGUUAGUCAAUAAUGAAAUCCUCUGAAUUCUUUCAUAAUUUUAAAAAUUCUUUCAGAACUUAAGUUACCUGUAAAGUUUAAACCUAACAAGUGAGGAGUAAUAAGUUAUGUUCUAAAAAUGUCA
Capsella rubella is the source of this 1080-nucleotide messenger RNA. Its product is annotated as protein translocase subunit SecA 1. The transcript has 5 exons. Lineage: Eukaryota; Viridiplantae; Streptophyta; Magnoliopsida; Brassicales; Brassicaceae. The record is from RefSeq and is a predicted model, not a curated record. The coding region runs from base 103 to 786 and encodes 227 amino acids.